UCUUAUCGUUCUCCUAGACCUCAAUUCCCAUCUUCGUCUCCUAUGCUUCUUGUGUACAUCUAUCAUCAACCCGCCCCUUCGGAUUUUCAUCACAUUGGGUGGAGCUGAGCAUGCUCCGCUCCUUUUACCGUCCCAACGCCAAAUCCAAGUUUAUUUCUCAACUCAAACCCUGUACCGGUGGCUCAACCAUUUCCCUAUUCUCUUCAGCCGUCUCAGUCACCACCAUUGUCACCACUCUCCAAAAAUGCAACUCUCUUUUCCAAGCCAAACUCAUCCAUCAACAACUCCUCGUCCAUGGCCUCUACCGAGAUUUCUCUACCCGCCUCGUUUGGGCUUACCUCGCUCUCGACGCCCCUUCUUAUUCCAUCUCCAUUCUCGAACGCUUGACCCCUUCUUCCUCUGCUGUCAUCUGCUGGAACGCUCUUAUUCGACGCUCCCUUCGACUUGGGUUUUCCCGUGACGUUCUUUCUCUCUUCCGCAGAAUGCUAAGGCUCCGCCGUGCUCCUGACCACUAUAUAUUCCCUUCUGUCCUCAAGGCUUGCGGUGAGCUUACCUCCUUCCGAAGUGGAGCAUCUGUUCAUGGGGUUAUCUCCACCAUUGGGUUGGACUCGAAUGUCUUUAUUUGUAACGCGAUGGUGGCAAUGUACGCUCGUUGCGGUGAGUUGGAUGACGCGCGAAAGAUGUUCGAGGAAAUGCGUGAGAGAGGGGUAUGUGAUAUUGUCUCAUGGAAUUCUAUUGUGGCUGCUUAUAUGCAAAGCGGGGAUGCGAAGAAUGCAGUGGAGUUGUUUCGAAGAAUGACGUCUGAUUUGGAAAUCCGCCCGGAUGGUUUUAGCCUUGUCAAUGUGCUACCUGCUUGUGGAUCUCUGGGCGCAUCUUUGCAUGGUAUGCAACUGCAUGGAUUUGCGGUGAGGAGAGGCUUAUUCGAGGAUGUUUUUGUUGGUAAUGCUUUGAUGGAUAUGUAUGCAAAAUGUGGGAUGAUUGAGCAGGCAAAUAAGGUUUUCGAAAGGAUGGAGGUGAAGGAUGUUGUUUCUUGGAAUGCGAUGGUUACUGGGUAUUCUCAGGUUGGUAGAUUUGAGGAGGCUUUGGGUUUGUUUGAGAAGAUGAAAGAGGAGAACAUUGAGUUAGAUGUUGUGACCUGGAGUUCUGUGAUUGCUAGCUUUGCUCAACAGGAUCGUGGUUAUGAAGCGUUGAGUGUAUUCAGGCAAAUGCAAGUUUGUGGUUCCAAACCUAAUGUUGUCACGCUCGUGUCCGUGCUUUCCGGCUGUGCUUCUAUUGCAGCAUUAAUUCAGGGGAAGGAAAUUCACGGUUUUGUCAUCAAAAGUGUUUUGAACUAUGAUUGGAAUGAUCCAGGAGAAGACCUCAAGGUGAUUAAUGGUCUAAUUGACAUGUAUGCUAAGUGCGAAAGUACAAAUGUAGCUCGUUUCAUGUUUGAUUCAGUUGCACCAAGUAAUAGAAAUGUUGUGACUUGGACUGUCAUGAUUGGUGGAUACGCGCAGCAUGGAGAAGCAAAUGAUGCACUGAAGCUUUUCUCAGAAAUGUUCCAAGAUGGUAAUUCUAAGAAGCCAAAUACUUCUACCAUAUGUUGUGCCUUGAUGGCUUGUGCUCAUUUGGCCGCGCUAAGGUUUGGUAAACAAAUCCAUGCAUACAUGUUACGCAAUCAAUACGAAUCUGAAAUGUUGUUUAUGGAAAAUUGUCUCAUAGAUAUGUAUUCCAAAUCUGGUAAUAUACAUGCUGCUCGAGUUGUGUUUGACAAUAUGCAGCACAAAAAUUCAGUUUCUUGGACGUCUUUACUAACUGGUUAUGGUAUGCAUGGUUAUGGGGACGAAGCUAUCAAGGUUUUGGGUGAUAUGAGAGCAGCAGGUUUUGUUCUUGAUGGUAUUACCUUUCUUGUUUUACUCUAUGUUUGCAGCCAUUCAGGAAUGGUUGACCAGGGAAUCAGAUUCUUUGAGAGCAUGCAUACUGAGUACGAUGUCAUCCCUGGAUUGGAACAUUAUGCUUGCGCGGUUGAUCUCUUAGGCCGUGCUGGUAGGUUUGAUCAAGCUCUGAAGCUUAUUCACAGCAUGCCCAUGGAGCCGACCGCAAUUGUUUGGAUUGUGUUACUUAGUGGUUGUAGGAUCCAUGGAAAUGUGGAACUUGGGGAAUAUGCUGCAGCCAAGCUCCGGGAAUUGGGUUCAGAGAAUGAUGCGUCGUAUACAUUGCUUUCAAACAUGUAUGCUAAUGCUAGGCGUUGGAGAGAUGUGGCCAGGGUCCGAUCUUUGAUGAAAUAUUCAGGGGUUAAAAGGAGACCAGGUUGCAGCUGGGUCGAAGGAAAGAAAGGCACUGCUACCUUCUAUGCAGGUGACAGGUCUCAUCCUCAUUUUGAACAAAUAUAUGAGCUUCUUGCUGACUUAAUCCAACGAAUUAAGGCAAUUGGGUAUGUUCCUGAUACAAACUGCGCUCUUCAUGACGUGGAUGACAAAGAGAAAGGUGAUCUUCUUUCUGAACAUAGUGAGAAGUUAGCUCUGGCUUAUGGCAUUUUAAUCUCUAUUCCUGGAGCGCCCAUCCAUAUCACCAAGAACUUGCGUGUCUGUAGUGAUUGCCAUAAUGCCAUUACUUACAUAUCCAUGAUCAUUGAUAAUGAAAUCAUAUUAAGGGAUUCAAGUCGCUUCCACCAUUUCAAGAAUGGAUCUUGCUCCUGCAGAGGCUACUGGUGAUACUAAACUAUUGAUGGCGAAGUGAGUUCUGAACAGUUACACCGGAUAUGGAAUGAAUCUGCUUCUGAUAUUGAGGCUGGCCAACUAAGAGGUACAAUUCUUUUAAUGUAGAAAUUCAGAACAAAGCAAUUUGUGAUUCAUCCUAUAUCGAAAAGAAUCAGUUAGUAGAGGCAUGAUUUACCAUUGGAACGGUAUUAGGAACAGUUACUUCCCAAUUGAAAAUGUAACAUAUUCAAGUAAUCACACAGUCAUGGUUCGUCCACAAGACUCCUUAGAACUCAGGAAUACAGAUGUACAAGCCUAUAGGACAGAUACUCUGUCUUCUCUCUUAAAUGCAGUUCAUUUCUUUGUUGCUCUAUC
Hibiscus syriacus is the source of this 3053-nucleotide messenger RNA. Its product is annotated as pentatricopeptide repeat-containing protein At5g16860-like. The transcript has a single exon. Gene Ontology annotation, biological process: RNA modification. The record is from RefSeq and is a predicted model, not a curated record. Gene Ontology annotation, molecular function: RNA binding; zinc ion binding; protein binding. The coding region runs from base 111 to 2693 and encodes 860 amino acids. Lineage: Eukaryota; Viridiplantae; Streptophyta; Magnoliopsida; Malvales; Malvaceae.